AGUGCACAGUAGUGCACAAGCGGCGCUGAUCCGUUGUUGGUGUGUGAAUGUGUAACAGCUGUAUAGCUGAUCGAGUUCGUUGCGUUUUUGGUACGGCUGUUCUCGUGCGGAGACCAAGCGACCGGAGGCGUCUUCUGUGAGCGAAGGUGGAAGGAUCGUCGCGGACGAAUAGAGCUAACGAGGGAGUGAAGAAGAGAAAGCGUGAUUCCGAAGCGCGGCUGCUAUGCCUCACCCACGAUCGGCACAGGUGUCGUCAAGAUCAGUCACGCUGCUCCGACGAUCGCGGAGAUUCGAGAUGUAGCCCUUCUUCCUCUCCUCCACCCACCUACUCCCGCUGCUCCAGUGCUCCUGCUUCUUGCCCUGCCGAGGAAAAUACACACACACGCACAUACACACUUUAUCUUUCUUUAUUCUCUCUAUCUCUUUCUUCUUCGUAUUGUCAUCGCAAUACCCUGGUCACAUCGAUGCGUCGUCACGCAACGUCGACGAGCUCUCUUGCAACAACGCUCACGGAUCUUAACCACCGCGUCGAGUCAACCGUGACUACGUCGCGCUCCUCAUCGUCAGCCUCAUCGUCAUCGUUCACGUCAUCGCUGUUUCUCACAACAAGUGCCUUCUCUCGACUCCUGUCGUUCGUACCUUCCGGUCGCAGGGGAGGCGGCGUGUACGUUUCACCUGCCCCGACGGUGAACACGACGACGGUCUUACCGAGCGCAUCUUUAUCUAAUCCUGCCCUACCUGUGCAUCUUGAGAGGUGAAUCAACUGGUUAAAACAAAGAUGCAUUGCUGAAAAACAGCGCGAAAAACAAAGAGAGAUUGCAUUCGAGUGGCGAUCCUCGAUACAUAACCUAAAAGGCAAAAUGUCCCAACUAAACAUCAACACUGGUAAGCGAGGGAGAGGAGUCGCAAGUACCUCUGCGUCGUCCGUAUCCGCCAUGAGCAGCUCCACCGAUUUGGCAAGCCUUUUCGAGUGUCCUGUAUGUUUCGACUACGUGCUUCCACCUAUUCUGCAAUGUCAGAGUGGACAUCUAGUUUGCACAAAUUGCAGACCGAAGCUUUCCUGUUGCCCCACAUGCAGGGGUCCAUUGGGUAACAUCCGUAAUUUGGCUAUGGAAAAGGUAGCAAGUAAUGUUAUGUUUCCUUGCAAAUACUCCACUAGUGGUUGUACAGUUUCACUGGUACAUACGGAAAAGGCAGAUCAUGAAGAUGCAUGUGAGUUCCGUCCAUACAGCUGUCCAUGUCCAGGUGCAUCUUGCAAAUGGCAAGGAUCACUGGAGCAAGUGAUGCCACAUCUUAUUAUGAGUCACAAAAGCAUUACAACUUUACAAGGUGAAGACAUAGUUUUUUUGGCAACUGAUAUUAACCUCCCUGGAGCUGUGGAUUGGGUCAUGAUGCAAUCUUGUUUUGGUCACCACUUCAUGUUGGUGCUUGAGAAACAGGAAAAAUAUGAUGGGCAUCAACAAUUUUUCGCAAUUGUACAAUUGAUUGGCUCCAGAAAGCAAGCAGAGAACUUUGCUUACAGACUAGAAUUAAAUGGACACAGAAGACGUCUCACAUGGGAAGCAAUGCCUCGUUCUAUUCAUGAGGGUGUAUCGUCCGCGAUUUUAAAUUCUGACUGCCUUGUAUUUGACACCUCAAUAGCACAGCUGUUUGCUGACAAUGGAAACUUAGGAAUUAACGUUACGAUUUCUAUGGCCUGAGGAAAGCCAGAAAAAGCAGUGUAAAAAGAAGAAAUAACAUCGGACAUACCGAGCAGUCCUGGGAUGAUUGGUGCGGUAAAGUAUUCGAAUGGGACUGCUCGCUAUGUGCAUCGAGGACAGUUCUUUUUAUGUUACCAAAUGGAUAUUAGCAAUACAGAGACAUUAGGGAAUGUUGUUUCGAGUAUAUUGACGAUAUGCAGCAUGUGGAUGCUCAGUAUAGGACUGUCGUUGAAAAGCUUUAAAGUAUACUUGGAUGUGAUUGAUAUAUCACGAAGAUAAAUAUAAUAAACAUCUUUUCGAUAUAUCCAUGCUGUGACUUUGGAGCUUUGAUGCUGAGCACGAUAUCGUUUUCCGAGAAAAAGAAAGUACCUGAUAUCCGCGCUAUUGUCAUAUUACUCUUACUCAUUUCACAUCGAGCUUUCAUUCAUAUCUCUCUGGGAAGAUACAACAUAUUGGAUUCUACUGACAUCUUUGUACUUUUAAUACUUUUCUGGACUUAGUACGGCGAAUAUUACGAAGCAAACUUCAAGUUUGCUAUGAAUAUUGUCUGUGCUAUGAAUGUAACUAGUGUAUCUAAUUU
Molecule: messenger RNA, 2280 nt
Organism: Cyphomyrmex costatus
Lineage: Eukaryota; Metazoa; Arthropoda; Insecta; Hymenoptera; Formicidae
Product: E3 ubiquitin-protein ligase SIAH1
Exons: 5
Coding region: 861-1700 (279 amino acids)
Biological process (GO): proteasome-mediated ubiquitin-dependent protein catabolic process; multicellular organism development
Cellular component (GO): cytoplasm
Molecular function (GO): ubiquitin protein ligase activity; ubiquitin conjugating enzyme binding; zinc ion binding
Source: RefSeq, a predicted model, not a curated record